CGAGCCUGUGACCGAUGCCAUCGCAAUGCCUGUAGGUGCUCGCCCGGUAUUGUGGGGACGACCUGUGGACGUUGCGAGAAACAGGCAGUAGAGUGCACAUACAAUAGGCCGGUGAAACGACGAGCCCCGCCUAGUGAGCCUUCUGAGCCUCCGAGAAGCCCAGGGAUCAAUGACGAAGCCAUGUACAACGGACCCUCCACUUCAGAUCUGUACUCGGCUCACGAAAGCCUGGUCAGCCCUGAGGCAAUUGAAAGUAUUAUGCAAGUAUUCUAUCAUAAUAUUUACCCCAUGCUGCCAUACUUUCACUGGCCGACCUUCCAUUACCAAGUUCGUCAGCAGCUCUAUCGGUCUGAUAGAGACGUCUUUGUCGUGGUAAUGUCUGUUUGCGCCUUAACUUCUGGGCAGCUACAAAACGGUAUCCGGAUACCCCAAGACCUCUACGAUAUCCGGGUCAAUGCCGCCACUGUCUCCUCCAAAUGCUACUGUGCGGCAGUUGAAGCCAUGCCAAAUGACAUCACUAGCGCUUCUGACUACUUGCAGGCAAUGAAGGCGAGUGCUAUACUGGCUGCAGUGUGUCUGCAAAAUGAAGACAUGAAAAAGACCGUUGCACACCUAGGAGAUUAUUUAUCUCUAUCUGUCAUGCAUGGUUUCUAUGCUGAAGCCAACUGGCCUGACGAUCUUACAGAGAUUGAAAAACAGGAGAGACGUAGACUGUUUUGGGGCGUAUAUCAACAAGAGCAGUAUAUCUCAACCAACUUCGGCUUGCCAUCUCGUCAGUGUGAAGCCAAGACAACAGUGUUAUAUCCGGCUGAAGUAUUUGAUGAUGAGGACAUAUUCGCAACUAGUAUUCAACUAAGGCCAGAUCGAGUCUCGUUCUUGCGUGGAUGGAACUACUGCACCGAUCUAUAUCGUCUGUUUGAAAACAUGAACGGCAUGAUGAGGGCGUGGCAGCAGGCCUCGGUUGAAGAGCCUAGAGGUCUAUUAAACUCAUUCCUUACUGGUGUUCGCCCCUCAAAGAAUCUCACUUACGAAAUUUUGAAUCUCAUCUCCAGAUUGUAUGAGGAAUUACCGCCUGAGCUCAAGGUAGUGAAAGAUAUAACAGGAGAUCCACAGAAGGAUUGGUAUGGGCUCAUCGCCAUGAACAUCGUCUUGACAACAAAUAAGAUCAAAAUGCUCCUUGCUGGGACUGAGAAGCCUAAUGUACACCUAAGGUGUGCCAUUGCAAGCGAGCUACUUGAUGAGAUCGAGGCUCUUCCCCGCGGAUUAUCCAGCGCAUUAAGCAUAGGCUCGUUGCACCACCUGUCUCACAUCGGCCACAUUCUCAGCUCCACCAUACCAACUCCUCUCUCCACACGGACAUACCUCUUAGUUCGCAACAUCCUGGUCGUUCUCGUGGAACUUUUGGAGAAUGUAGAGCUGUCCCGGCUGUCCAUACCAAAGGCUUCCAUCAGGCUCUGGGGACAGGUUGACCAGAUUGACCAAUAUAUGCAACAAAACCCCAAGCAAGAUCCGUCAUCUGGUCUUCUAACUAGCCAGAUCUUGCCAGAUACAAGUGCCAUAGGGAGCAUAAACUGCUCGAGCGCCGCUGAGUCCUUGAACUCCGCUCAAGAAUCAAAUUUUACCAUAUCGCAGCAAUCGACGAUGCAGAAUUCAGGAUCUGACUUCAUAUCUGCUCCCAUAUUAAGCACUUCUCACUCAACCGAUCUGUUCAAGGACUGGCCGGUAUUACCUGGGGAGACAGAUGCCUUGAACUCAGUUGCUACACUUUUAUCUGCCGGUAGCGGGACUUGUGGCCCGUAA
This is a messenger RNA of Paecilomyces variotii, 1800 nucleotides long. RefSeq lists its product as hypothetical. The record is from RefSeq and is a predicted model, not a curated record. The transcript is spliced from 7 exons. Gene Ontology annotation, biological process: regulation of DNA-templated transcription; DNA-templated transcription. Gene Ontology annotation, molecular function: DNA-binding transcription factor activity, RNA polymerase II-specific; zinc ion binding; DNA binding. Lineage: Eukaryota; Fungi; Ascomycota; Eurotiomycetes; Eurotiales; Thermoascaceae. The annotation marks the transcript as partial.